CGAGUACAUGGUACUACUCACUAUCAUUGCCAACUGUAUAGUGUUAGCAUUAGAGGAACAUCUUCCUAAUGAUGACAAAACACCACUAGCUGUUCAGCUUGAAGAAACAGAAAUCUACUUUGUAGUUAUCUUCUUAGUAGAAGCUUUACUAAAAAUAGUAGCUUUAGGAUUUGUAUUACAUAAAGGAGCAUAUCUAAGAAAUAUUUGGAAUAUAAUGGAUUUUGUAGUCGUAGUAACAGGGAUUAUCACGAUGGCUGCCUCUAGUCAACUAGAUUUACGAACAUUGAGAGCAGUCCGAGUGUUACGUCCCCUUAAAUUAGUCUCGGGGAUACCAAGUCUUCAAGUAGUGUUGAAAUCUAUUAUAAGAGCAAUGACUCCACUUUUACAAGUGUGUUUGCUGGUGUUUUUUGCCAUCAUUAUAUUCGCUAUAGUAGGAUUAGAAUUCUACAGUGGUGCUUUCAAAACUGCCUGCUUUAAACUAGGAACAGUGGGAAAUGAUGAAGAUAACAUAUACGUAGGAGAUGAAGCCAACAUAAGGCCGUGCUGGGAUAAAACCCAAAAUGCAGCAUACUUUGAUGCGUUUAAGUGUCAGGAGAAUGUUUCCGUGUGUCGAGCUCGAUGGGUUGGGCCUAACUAUGGAAUUACAAGUUUUGACAAUAUAGCAUAUGCCAUGCUUACUGUGUUUCAGUGUAUUACCAUGGAAGGAUGGACAGAAGUAUUAUAUUAUACCAAUGAUGCAAUAGGACCCUAUAUCAACUGGCUUUACUUUUAUCCACUGAUCAUUCUUGGAUCAUUUUUUAUGCUCAACUUAGUGUUAGGUGUUCUUAGUGGAGAAUUUGCUAAAGAGAGAUUAAGAGUAGAAAAUAGGAGAUCUUACAUAAAACUUCGAAGACAGCAGCAAAUAGACAUGGAGUUAAGUGGAUAUUUAGAGUGGAUCUGCAAGGCAGAGGAAGUGAUACUAAAUGAAGAAAGAACUACAGAUGAAGAUAAAUUGAGAAUUAUGGAGGCACGGAAAAGAGCCGCCACAAAAAUGAAGAAAAUGGGAAAGGAACCGAGUGAUGAAAACAAUGAAGAUAAUGAUGAUGAUUUACUAUCAGACAUAAAUAUAGGUUCAUAUUCAUUAGGCAGAUCAAAAAUACAAAGCAGAAAACGCACAGGAAGGUGUGCUGCAUUUUGGAAAGCUGAAAAACAUUUUAGGUAUUCUUUACGACGUUUGGUGAAAAGCCAGCCAUUUUAUUGGACAGUCAUUGUUCUAGUGUUUUUAAAUACAGUGUGCACUGCAUCAGAGCAUUAUGGACAAGCCGAGUGGCAUGAACAGUUUUUAUAUUAUACAGAAUUUGUUUUCCUAGGAUUAUUUAUAUUUGAAAUGUUAAUAAAGAUGUAUGGAUUAGGGAUCCGGACAUACUUCCAGUCAUCUUUCAAUAUAUUUGAUUGUGGGGUUAUAAUAGUUAGUAUUAUAGAGGUCAUAUGGUCGUAUUACAAGGAUGGAGCCUCUUUUGGCAUUAGUACACUCCGAGCACUGCGAUUACUGAGAGUCUUCAAAGUCACCAGAUACUGGUCCUCGCUCCGUAACCUGGUGGUCUCCCUACUUAGCAGUAUGAGGUCAAUUGUCAGUCUGUUGUUCCUGCUCUUUCUCUUCAUUCUUAUCUUCGCUCUGCUGGGGAUGCAGCUGUUUGGGGGAGAAAUGAAUUUUGAUGAUGGAAGACCAGAUGCACACUUUGACACCUUCCCAAUAGCCCUACUGACUGUGUUCCAGAUUCUGACGGGAGCAGACUGGAAUGAAGUGAUGUAUGCUGGGAUCAGGGCUCAUGGAAUUGAGGAGGGGGACAAGACAGGGAUGUUUUACUCUAUCUAUUUCAUCAUCCUUGUGGUGUUUGGAAACUACACACUGCUGAAUGUGUUCUUGGCUAUUGCUGUGGACAACUUGACCAAUGCACAGGAAAUGACAGCUGCAGAGGAGGAAGAGGAAGUGGGACGGAAAGAGAGAAAUAAACUGGAAAAAGAAGUUCUGGAGGAGGGUUCUGCGACACAGGCAGUGACAGUGAAUAUCUGUCCCCCCUCUCCGGCCAACAAUGAGGAGAACCCCAAAGUCAGCAACUUUAAUUAUAUCUCUUUUAGCAAAGACAGUAACCACCAGAAUGACCUGAAAAAUAACAAAAACACUGCUAAUGCAGUGGCCAAGAAAAGCAACAUCUCACAGAACGAAUUUGAUAAUGAUGGCCUUGACACAGAAAACAAUAACAAACCAGCAGACAGCAACAACAGUGAGGAGGACCCCCCUCCUCAGCCCCCUAAAAAAGAGGAGGAGGAGAGUGCAUUUGGGGGCCCAAGGCCAAUGUUACCCUACAGCUCCAUGUUCAUAUUUGGACCAAAAAAUCCAAUACGACGUUUCUGUCAUUUUGUUGUGAAUCUGCGCUACUUUGACCUGUUCAUUAUGAUCGUUAUCUGUGCUAGUAGUUUUGCGCUAGCCACUGAGGAACCAGUCAACGAGAAGGCCCUUAGGAACCAAAUCCUUAACUACUUUGAUUAUGUCUUCACAAUCGUGUUCACUGUGGAAAUGAUACUGAAGGUGAUUGAUCUGGGAGUGUUCCUUCAUCCCGGGUCCUACUGUAGAAAUCUGUGGAAUAUUCUGGAUGCCACCGUUGUCAUCUGUGCAUUAGUGGCUUUCUUCUUUCAAGAUACUGCCAGCAAGAACCUGAACACAAUCAAAUCUAUGAGGGUCCUUAGAGUGUUACGUCCACUGAAAACAAUCAACCGAGUACCCAAACUAAAGGCUGUUUUUGACUGCGUUGUGAACUCUCUAAAAAAUGUAGCCAACAUCCUGAUUGUAUAUAUGUUAUUCCAACUGAUCUUUGCUGUCAUAGCUGUUCAACUGUUCAAAGGGAAGUUUUUCUUCUGCACAGAUGAGUCUAAAAGUACAGAGGAGGAGUGUAGGGGCCAGUUCUUUUACUAUGAAGAGUUUGAAGACACACCCACCGUCAAAAAUCGAGAAUGGCUGCGACAUGAUUUUCACUAUGAUAACCUGUUUGAAGCCAUGCUUACUUUGUUCACUGUCACUACUGGUGAAGGGUGGCCCAACAUCCUUCAUCAUUCCAUGGAUUCUACGUACGAGGACCAGGGCCCUAAGCCUGGAAACCGAAUGGAGAUGGCAAUAUUCUACGUUGUCUUCUUUAUUGUUUUCCCUUUCUUCUUUGUGAACAUCUUUGUUGCCUUAAUUAUCAUCACUUUCCAAGACCAAGGAGAAGCUGAGCUUGAGGAUGCACAGCUAGAUAAAAAUCAAAAACAAUGUAUAGACUUCGCAAUUAAUGCUCGUCCCACCAGCCGAUACAUGCCGAAGAACAAGAAAACGAUCAAGUACAAAAUCUGGAAGCUGGUUGUGUCGACUAAAUUUGAGUAUUUUGUGAUGACGCUGAUUGCCUUGAACACAAUUGUACUUAUGAUGAAGUAUGAGGGAAUGAGCAACGAAUACAAGACGAUCCUUAAAUAUCUAAAUAUGGGAUUUACGAUCAUGUUCUCAGUAGAAUGUACCCUAAAGUUGAUAGGGUUCGGAAAGAAUUAUUUCCAUGACCCUUGGAAUGUCUUUGACUUCAUAACAGUAGUAGGCAGUAUCAUUGAUGUUUUAGUCAAUGAGUUUGGGUCAUAUAACUCGAUGUUCAAUGUUGGUGUGUUCCGACUGUUCAGGGCUGCCAGGCUGAUAAAACUCCUCAGACAGGGAUACACUAUACGUCUGUUACUCUGGACAUUUCUACAGUCUUUCAAGGCACUGCCUUAUGUGUGCUUACUGAUUCUCAUGCUGUUCUUCAUAUUUGCCAUCAUAGGAAUGCAGGUGUUUGGAAAUAUCAAACUUGACUCUCAAACAGACAUCAACAGACACAAUAAUUUUAGAAACUUCUUAUAUGCACUGAUGCUUCUGUUUAGAUGUGCUACUGGUGAGAAUUGGCAGGCAAUAAUGAUGGCCUGUCUGUCAGGGAAACCUUGUGACCCAGAGUCUGGCCUUAACCCGCCCAAAACAUGCGGAAGUUCAGCCAUUGCCUAUGUCUACUUCGUGUCCUUUAUGUUUCUCAGUUCAUUUCUCAUGUUGAAUUUAUUUGUGGCUGUCAUUAUGGAUAACUUUGACUACCUGACCCGGGACAGUUCUAUCCUCGGCCCGCAUCAUUUGGACGAGUAUGUCAGAGAGUGGGCUGAAAUUGACCCAGGAGCCACAGGAAGAAUCAAUUACCAAGACAUGUACGAGAUGUUAAAGAACAUGGAGCCACCAGUGGGUUUCGGCAAAAACUGUCCGACCAAAUUUGCGUACCGGAAGUUGAUCAGGAUGAAUAUGCCUGUUGCUAAUGACAACACUGUUCAUUUCACCACCACUUUGUUUGCUUUGAUUAGAGAAUCUCUUUCUAUCAAAAUGGGUCCAGUGGAAGAAAUGGACAAGCUGGAUGAUGAACUUAGAGAACUAAUUCGCAAAAUGUGGCCAGUGCAGGCUCGCAAAAAGAAACUCCUUAAUCUCCUGGUGCCACCUAAUUCAGAGUUGAACGAUAAUCAUAUGACAGUUGGGAAAAUAUAUGUUGGUUUGAUUAUUGCUGAAAACUGGAGAGCGUAUAAAGCAAGUCAAUCCAAAAUGAACAAUCUUAAAAUGGUUGAGGAUAAAGAGGAGAGACCCCCUUCCUUCUUCAAGAGAAUGCUGGGGGUGGUAAAAGCUCCCUCACGGAGGUCAGACACCAGCCUCAAUCAUGAUUCAGAGCACUCAGAUGAUGGGGGAUAUGAUGGAGGCAAUAGUGAUAGACAUUCAUGGAAUCGAUCUUUUAGCUUUUUAAGAAGAAACAGCAGCAAGAAAAAGAAAGAUAAUCAGGAUGCCACCAGUGUGCAGGCAAACAGCAAACAAGAUGGUCCGUGGUACAUCAAUACAACAUUUACAAUGAAUGAGGAAGAUUACCAAAUAUCUCCCAUUUCAUCACCUGCUAAUCUUAAACGUAGGGUACAUUUCAUAGGGCCAAACUACAAACCCAUGGAGUCAAUGGGGCAGGACUUUUCCUCUGGACUCAAACCUGAGCAUGCCACAGGACACACCAAUAUGACUCGUGCUGGAUCGGACUUCUCACUACGCUCGGGUAACAAGUCCCCCUCCCUGCCAGCCUCUCCUUUGUCUCCACGCUCCCCCAUCAUGCCUCGAGCCUUCCACUCCCCCACAUCCUCUCCUCUGGUGGGGCGACGGUCCAUGUCCCCAAGGCGUGGUGGAGAUUAUGGCUUUGCGUCAGCUGUUUCAAACAUUGUGGAUCAGGCUCAUUAUAUCUCAGAGCAGGAUAAGCUUAAAAGAUAUGGAAUAGGAGCACGCCAUGACGACAGUUUGAGUAUGAGUUUACCCAACUCUCCCUCCCAACGCCUCCAAAGUUUGAUUCGUCGACCCCCACUCAUCUCUCAGGAGAAGGUAGUGUGUUCCCCAUCACCUAGUCCACAGCCAUUACGACAUGCCAACCGUGACAGCACAUUUUAUAGAUCCACAUCACUGGAGACCAGAUCAAGAAGCCCCUCUCCCAACACAACUCCCUCACAGACCCCCCUUCAGGAGUACUAUGGCACCGCCAAUUUGACUGACAGGUCUCGUAGUCCUAGCCCCGCUUCCACACCUCCCAAGAAACAGACAAGAAAACUUCCAAGUGUGCCACUUGUCAAGCCUUCAACUCUUAAUCUUGCUCAACCAAAAUUGAAAGAAAACAUGCCUAGAGUGUUGCCUUCCCCUACUGUUCCUAAAUCGGUGAAAUCUCCUGGAAAUAUUAACUUUCCUAGACUAAACCCAUCACCCACACACAAGCCCAAAAAUAAAAACAUUCCUCCCCCCAUCUCCAGUUACCCCCCACCCCCAGGAAAGUUUGGGAGGCCAGAACCUUAUAGCCCCACGGAGAGGAACAAUCUCAAUAAAGUGAGUGCCCCCUCUUCAAGUCAUUCCAAGACUUUACCCCAAGUGGGGCGACGGUCUAAUAAUGGUGAUCAAUGGAAUCGUGAUCGGUCCAAUUUCAACAAAUUUAGGUCCAGUAGUCACUCACCAGAUGUUAAUAAAAGCUCGAGUGAGAGAACUAAAUUUCUGGCUAGUGAAUUUGAAGAGCCCAGUUCUAGUGUAAACAGAGGCAGACAGAGACAUUCCCCAACAGUGCCUAAUGGGAUUAAAGCUCGUAAAAAGAAGCCGGAGAAAUUGGAAAUGCGUAGUGAUAGUAACAUUCCAUUGAAUAAUGAUUCCGAUGAGUCUGAAUCAGACUGGUGUUAGAUAGAAAAGCAUUCAAUGACAAUCUGGUGAUUUUUUUUUCUUAUAAAUCAUGUUCAAUAUUUAUACAAUAUUAUUGAAUUAUAAAGUCAUCCUUAAUUGGGUGUUUGUAUGCCUUUGCUAUUUGUUUCAAGCAUAAGAGUUUGAGAGCUUGUAGGUUUUAUACAUGAUUGUCUGUCAAGACAUGAAUUGAUAAAUACUUAGUACACUGUGUUGAUGUAGUAGGUAGGGUGUGUUUUCAUACUCUUUUUUCAGAAUUCAUUUUACAGUUACUGUAAUUACAUUGCUUGUAACAUCCAUAGUUAAAUUUUUAAAAAUUGAAUAAUCUUUAACUGCAGAAUGUGGUUUGGGAUAUUCCAGUGUAGGAGUCAUCGCUAUCAUGAUGUUUCUUUAGCACAUAUUACUUACAUGUAUGGUCUACCCCCUCCCCUUUUUCCUGUGUUGAAAGCGUGAAUAACAGGCAUUCAAACACAGAUUCUUCCAUGAUAUGACACUCUAGUCAAUCAAUACAUGAAUUUAUAUCUUAUUACCUUUUGUCUUUUGAUAAUAUCUGAGUGAUUUUGAUGUUAUGAUAUCUGAAUAAUUUUUUUUUCUCUUUUAUCACUUGUUAAAAAUUGUAAGAUUUUUUGAAAAUGCUUCAAAUGAAUAAUAUUACUCACUGUACGGGUAUGAGAGUUGUUUAUGUAUUUUCAAGUAUUUAUUGCACACUUCUGGAGGUGAGAAUAGGGUUACAGUUUGAGUCUGUAUCGUCUUAUGAUCCCCAUGUAUCUUUAUAACAGGGUAUACUUGUUUUACAUGAGUGUGUAACAGACAAAAGUUUUGGUGUACUUGAUUUGUUCCAAAGAAAGUAUUGUGAUAUUUGGGUGGAUUUGAUGAGAUUAUAAUAAUUUAUUGUGAUAUUCUUACUUGAUGGCGUUUGUUUUAUUGUUUAAUUAAUCCAUGUUCAUGAUGAAGUCCCAAAAUUUUUUUUUUAUUUUAAUAGUAUACAAUGUAUUCCAUUUUACUUUUACUAGAUGUUACAUAUUAAAGUAAAUAUAUCAAUAUAUCAUUGCACAAUUCAUUUUGGUUUAAUAGCUGCAGGAUAUUAUUUAUUUUUAAAAAUUUAAUAAACAAGCACAUCACUCCAGCUAUUAAGUAAUAUAUAAUACUUAUGUUCACCAUUCCAAUGAAUUUUAGGUUAAACAUUUUUAUGCAUCUUCCCACCUAGUUUAAAUGAUUUUCACAGGGUAUGUUAUACCGUACUGGAAGUCUUAACUGUUAAGAUACUUGUUAUCAUUUUAUCAUUGAGAGUGCCAUUCAUAAUGCAUUAGAAAAAUUCGUGAUUAGCGAUUUUUAUAUUCAAUCAACUUUAGUUUUCAUGCACUGUAGACCAUCUUGCCAUGUCAGAGAAUUUUUUCAUUUUCAAUUACAUGUAAUACAUGUACACAGUUCAUUAAAUUUCAAAAAAUGUGAUAAAUGUCAUACACAUUGAUUCUUACAAAAGUAGAUACACAGAUUUAUUUGGUGUUGAAAUCAAAUGGGACAUUUUUUCCUAAAUUUUCUUUUAUGUCUAAGUAGCUCAGUAAGUUCAUUAGACACAUUAACACAUACAAACUUUUUUGAAUGCUUCUGAUUAUUUCAGUAUCUCUGUCGAUAAUGAAGAUUAUUGAGAAUAAAACAUCUAAAACAUUGA
Saccostrea echinata is the source of this 7919-nucleotide messenger RNA. Its product is annotated as voltage-dependent calcium channel type A subunit alpha-1-like. The coding region runs from base 8 to 6250 and encodes 2080 amino acids. Gene Ontology annotation, biological process: calcium ion import across plasma membrane; chemical synaptic transmission. Lineage: Eukaryota; Metazoa; Mollusca; Bivalvia; Ostreida; Ostreidae. Gene Ontology annotation, cellular component: voltage-gated calcium channel complex; membrane. The transcript is spliced from 44 exons. Gene Ontology annotation, molecular function: high voltage-gated calcium channel activity. The record is from RefSeq and is a predicted model, not a curated record.